Messenger RNA from Nilaparvata lugens (brown planthopper), 2303 nucleotides. RefSeq names its product cleavage and polyadenylation specificity factor subunit 4 (gene Clp). Gene Ontology annotation, molecular function: RNA binding; zinc ion binding. The record is from RefSeq and is a predicted model, not a curated record. Bases 542 to 1567 code for a protein of 341 amino acids. The transcript is spliced from 6 exons. Lineage: Eukaryota; Metazoa; Arthropoda; Insecta; Hemiptera; Delphacidae.
GCCAGUAGCCCUGGACGGUUUUGGCUUUCACGGAUUUCUCCCAAGCCGAGCCAAGACAGGCCAAAUCCGUAGGUGUGUAGGGCCCCUUAGUCAAGAUUCCAGGUUAAGCUUACAAAGAUAAAAUUAAACUUAGUUCUAAAGAAUAAACUCUUCAAAAAUAAUACUCAUACUAUUUUUCUAAAGUGAAUUCUACCCAAUUCAACAAGCUUCCCGACAAAAAUAUUGAUAAUUCUUAUUUGCACCAAGGUACUCAAACAGAACACUUCGAAUAACAUAAAGUACGUCUCUUCUCUAUUUGAGCAAUUCUAAUUUUUUCAGCCUUUCACAAUCUUGAUGCUAUCAAAAUAGGAUGCUUUAAAAAGUGUUCUCUUGCUUCAUCAUAAUCAUAACCUCAUUUUCGAAGAGAGAUUUGUGUUGUGAAGUCUGGAGUGACUGACAAGUGCACAUAAAGCUUGUAAUGUUGUGAACUGUAAUCGGACUCGACUAUUCAAGAAUAUUUGUUGGUUUAUUCACUUUGAUCAGUUUUAAUUCAAAAUAAAUCAUGGAGUUUAUUGUAGCUAGUGUAGAAAAUAUAAAAUUUGAUAUAGAAGUAGCUCUUGAGCAACAAAUAGGAUCUUUGCCGUUGCCGUUUCCUCGAAUGGAUAAGUCAAUUGCUGCAGUUUGCGAAUUCUUUCCGAGUGGAUCAUGCAUGAAAGGCACGAUGUGUCCGUUGCGACAUGUCCGUGGCGACAGGACAAUAGUGUGCAAGCAUUGGCUUCGCGGCCUCUGCAAAAAGGGUGACCAGUGCGAGUUUCUACACGAGUAUGACAUGACUAAAAUGCCUGAAUGCUACUUCUAUUCACGAUUCAAUGCGUGCCACAACAAGGAAUGUCCUUUUCUUCACAUUGAUCCGGAGAGCAAGAUCAAAGAUUGUCCUUGGUAUGACCGAGGCUUCUGUAGACAUGGUCCGAAUUGUCGGCAUAGACACGUCAGACGAGUUCUUUGCAUGAAUUAUCUAGCUGGGUUUUGUCCUGAUGGUCCCGAAUGUAAAUUUGUACAUCCACGUUUUGAACUUCCUGCUACUGACGUAAACGCUAAAGAUGGCAAAAAGGUUCUUCUAACUUGCCACUUCUGUGGUGAAACUGGUCAUAAGGCUAUGUAUUGUCAUAAAAUGCCAUUUGAAAUGAGAGAAGCAGAAGCCAAAUUGGCGGCCAAAUCUCUUCCACCCACCGCUGGAGGAAUGAACGGCAUUGGAAGCUCCGGCUCACUCAACACUACGUCUGCUGUUCCGGUGACUGGCCAGUCGGAAAAUAAAGAAGACAAUAAAAUGUCCGAUGACAGCAAAACUCAAACUACACCGCAGCCGCAACAAAAUCCUGGCAAGCCGCCUUUGAAACCGCUCGAAGAAGUCACGUGUUUCAAGUGUGGUUACAAAGGGCACUACGCCAACAAAUGUCCGAAGGGCCAUCUUGCUUUCUUGGCACUGAGUAACGCUGGAGUGCAUCCCAACCAGCAGCAGCAACAGCAGCAUCAACAAGCAAUACUCAACUUCCAGCAGCUCAAUAAUAUCAACAAUUUCAAAAGGUGAUCGUUUCCAUGAUGAUGUUGUUUAUCUGUGCUGCAUUCAGAACUUAUAUGUGGAUUUGAUAUUGAUAUUUAUGUGUGUGUGUAAUUCCAACUUUUUGGGAGCAAUUGCAAGAAUAAAACUGAUGAAUGGGAUGUUUAAGAAGGUAUUUACUUGUGCGCGUGAUUUCUUAGUAUUGUAAGACUUAUCUGCAGUCUAUAAUCCAAGAAUCGUGUCUAUCUAGGGAGAGUCUGGAUUGAGCUUGAUACCUAGUUUUUCCGUUGGAAACUGUAAAUAUCUUCCAACUAUGUUGUUUUAAUUUUAGGAGUGAGCUUGAUAACUUGAAACCACUCGUCCAAACGUGCGUUUGUCGGAAAUUAUUCAAUAUCUUCAAACGAUGAUGUUUCAAUUUAAGAAGAAUAUUUCAUUUGUAUUUUAUCACAAUACUCUGUGACUGUGUUGACUUAUAAUUCCGAAAAUUUAAAUAAGAUGAACUAAUUACACUCAUUGAUAGAUGUGUAACUACUACCAAUUACCCUCAUAAUAUAGCGAAUUGUGAAAUUCACGAAUCUGAUCAUUGAAUUUGGCUACGAAUCUGAUUUGAAGGUUACGUAGCCUGGUCGUUGAUUAGAACUUGAGCCAAGUAUUAGAGUAUCACUGAGCUAACCGAUUUAUGUUUCAAUGAUUUACAUUAUUUUAAAAUGGUUCUAAUGAGUCCGAAACAUGUUUCGCAUUAAUAAAAUAUAAAAAGGGAACUGAA